This is a messenger RNA of Syngnathus acus (greater pipefish), 3019 nucleotides long. RefSeq names its product glycerophosphodiester phosphodiesterase domain containing 5b (gene gdpd5b). The transcript has 17 exons. NCBI's taxonomy places the organism in Eukaryota, Metazoa, Chordata, Actinopteri, Syngnathiformes, Syngnathidae. Bases 458 to 2227 code for a protein of 589 amino acids. Gene Ontology annotation, biological process: positive regulation of neuron differentiation; lipid metabolic process. The record is from RefSeq and is a predicted model, not a curated record. Gene Ontology annotation, cellular component: plasma membrane. Gene Ontology annotation, molecular function: glycerophosphodiester phosphodiesterase activity.
GGAGGAGAGCAGCUGAUAAAAAGCACCCACACCCCUCCUACCUUUUAGUGCUUUGAAUUAUCUGGCCAGGCGGACGACUCGGCUCCUACGCCGAGGAGGAAGGAGGAGAUACCGUUAACUUUUGCAGGGGGAAGCUGGAAGCGCGUGAAAGAAAAUCGCUAUUAUAAGCAAAAAAAAAAAAAAAAAAAAAAAACGUAAGCGCUAGUGUUUCUCUUUUGCCUUUUGGGGAGGGGACGUCCGGCUGUCAAACUUGGCAUUUUUGCCAGCCAACCACCGAGAGAAAAAAAAAAAAAAAGAAAGAAAAAAAAUCACCACCUCCAAUUAUUUGGUAUCUCGCCGGUAAAAAGAAACGUCAAAUUCCUCUUUGACCUGGAAGAAAAGUGGUCGCACUGCACGGACAGUGUCCUUCUGGUCCGUGGGAUGUUUGACUUGAGGAAGCAGGACUGACAGAAGGAGCAUGGUCAGACACCAACCCCUCCAAGUCUAUGAGCGCCAGCUGUGUUUGUCUUGUAUCACCGGGAUCUACGGUUGCCGCUGGAAACGUUAUCAACGCUCUCACGAUGACACCACCAAGUGGGAACUGCUGUGGUCCCUCAUCCUGCUUUUCACCUUCAGCGCUCUGCUGGUCUGGUUCUACUUCUGGUUGGAAGCUCACAACGACUACAGUGAGUUUAACUGGUCCCUCUACAAUCGCUCUGGCAAGUGGAGCGAUGGCACCGUUCCAGUCUUGGCCACAACCGCCGCUGGCUUCAUCUACAUAGCCUUUUUAAUGGUUUUAGCCCUUUGUCACGUUGCACUUGGCCAACAGCUGAAUUUGCAUUGGUUGCAUAAGAUAGGAGUCACUGCGGCCCUUCUCACAACUGUUGUCGGGGUGAUAUCCAUCAAUCAAACUUGGCAACACGAGUGGGACAUCAUCCCCAUCUCUCUGCAGGCCACAGGCCCGUUCCUGCACAUCGGUGCCGUCGCUGCUGUCACAGCUCUGUCUUGGAUAGUGGCCGGACAGGUCGCCCGUGCAGAAAAAACAUCGUUCCAGGUUGUGGUGGUGCUCCUGUAUCUCAGUUUGUUGCUGGGUGUAUACGUGGUGCCGCUGUACAUCACCUCGCCUUGCAUCAUGGACCCCAGCAACCUCAGGCCCCGUCCAAAUGUUAUUGGUCACCAAGGUGCCCCCAUGCUUGCGCCAGAAAACACAAUGCGGUCCUUUCAGCGAGCACUCCAAAUGAACGUCACGGGAUUGGAGGCAGACGUUGCAAUCAGUGUUGACGGUGUCCCAUUCCUGAUGCGCGACCGCACCCUGCGCAGGACGACCGACGUAGUGAAAAUGUUCCCAGACAGGCAGAUGGAGGACGCCACGUUCUUCAACUGGACCGAUCUGCAGCAGCUCAACGCAGGACAGUGGUUCCUCAAGGAUGACCCCUUCUGGACGACACACACACUAUCGCCCCACGAAAGGAACCUGAUAGCCAACCAGAGUGUGUGCAGCCUUGAACAACUGCUAAAACUGGCCUCUUAUCAUAACACCACUGUGAUGUUCAGACUCAGGAGACCCCCUCUGGGGCACCCUUGUUACCAUAGCUGGAUCAAUGACACUUUGCAGGCUGUGGAGCAAUCUGGGGUUCCUCAAAGUCUGGUAAUGUGGACUCCAGACGAAGACAGAGAUCAGGUAAGAGAGCUUGCACCCGAUCUGGUCCAGACGUCUUUAGUGAAGCAAAGUCCUCAAAGCCUCAGAGAGGCGGACAUCAGCAAGCUGGUACUCCGAUACAACCAGGCAAGCACUCAGGAAAUCAGGGACUUGUCACAGAAAAACAUCAGCCUUACCCUCUACACGGUGAAUGAGCCCUGGCUGUACUCAGUGCUGUGGUGCAGCCACGUGUCGGCUGUGUCGUCUGAGGCACCGCAUAUCCUUAAAAAGGUGCCUUACCCCAUCUGGCUCCUGAGACCAGAUGAAUACUGCCUGUUGUGGGUGUGUGCAGACCUUAUCUCCUUUGUGGUGGUCAUAGGAAUAUUCAUUUUGCAGAACUAUCACAUGAUCAGGUAUCGCUCCAGCAACAUGCGCAGCUACAACCCUGAGCAGAUCAUGCUUAGCGCCGCGGUGAGGAAGUCCAGUCGGGACCUCAACGUCAUGAAAGAGAAGCUCAUCUUCUCCGAGGUGGGUGUCGGGAGCGGCGAGGAGCUCUACACAGAUGGCCCCAAUGGCUAUGACUACUACACGGAAAGAGGUGGGAGUUAAUGAUGGAGGAACUGCUUGCUUUGUGUACAUUUUGUAAAAUAAACUUCGGCUCAACGGAUGCUAUUUGGACUCAGCACUUUUCAAGCCAUGGAAGGUCUCUGGCUUAUUUGUCAUUUUUAAUAGGAGAGGUCCAUAUUCUCCAUUUCAAGCUCAUUCUCCCAAAAAGGAGUUCAAUUUUAAGCACUGAUGCCUGUUUUUAAUAUAUAUAUAUAUUACACCAUAUACAUAUAUAUAUGAACUGUAUUUCAGCAUGAAAAAUGCUUCCAGCUCAUCUUCUUGCUCUGCUGUGUUUUGUGAUUUCUAUCUAAAGUGUUUCACUGUGUAAAUGCUUUGUAAGGAAGUCCUGCGGGUGCGUGAAACAGUUAUGAUCAUAUAAGAUGGAUGUGAGCUGUACAGUCGGGAUGAAACGGGACACAAAACUGUUACUCCUCUCUUCAAACCACUUCCAGUAUGUAUCCCGAUUGGUUUUGUGUGUGUGUGUGUGUAUGUGUAAACAUGUGUUUAGGUUGUGUGAUGUGCAUGUGAUGCUUUGCUACAUAAAACACAAAUGUGAGUCAUGUGAUGGACCUUGUUUCACUUGGCUGUAGUCAAGUCUACAGUGGGUCUUGUUUACAAACCAAAAGCAUCUUCGUGUCACUUGCUGCUGUAAAAAUAUGAAGUGUGAAUAAAACUAAGUUAACUAAAGGGACACUAACGGGAGAGCAACUUGCCUUGUGUGUUAAUUUACUCAUCGGAUUGUACUGUGCCUCAGAAGUUAAAUAAAAUUAAAACAACUUCUAGUCAGUCUACAAA